Fukomys damarensis (Damara mole-rat) is the source of this 2368-nucleotide messenger RNA. It is a transcript of the gene Spmip7, whose product is annotated as spermatogenesis associated 48. Bases 254 to 1576 code for a protein of 440 amino acids. The record is from RefSeq and is a predicted model, not a curated record. The transcript has 9 exons. NCBI's taxonomy places the organism in Eukaryota, Metazoa, Chordata, Mammalia, Rodentia, Bathyergidae.
AAGAAUUCUGCUUUUUCUUUUCUAUUCUGUUACUGCCCUGUGCUUCCUUUGGUGCAGAGAAGGGGGAAAAAAAAAGAAACUUCACUUUAAAAAAUACUACUCUACCAAUAUUUAGAGAGCUGAAUCAAUAAUUUUAUGCUACUUUAGCUGUCAUCUUCAAUUAUUAGAACUACAAGCGUUUUUACAGUUCAAGAGAAAAGGUUCAUCAGAACAACAUAAUCUACCAGCCUCAAAAAUUACAAAGAGAAAGGCCAUGGAUACGGAAGUCCAGUACAAGUCCGGAAAGAUAAGUAUCCCUGAGAAGUUUAUCUUUUCAAGAAAAAAGACUGUUGAGAAUAUAGAUUACCCACACUACUGUGAUCUGUUAAGGAAAAUGAACAUGCCUUUUGUGAAAGGGUUGGAGGACAGACAUAACUAUGGCAGAUUUGAAAAGAAAGGCAACCCUGCUUUUCUUAAAUUUCACCCUUAUCCCCCUUCAGUACUGCCAGACUACCAUUUGCAUUACCCAUAUCCACCACCAUUUGGCCCAAAUUAUGCAUUAUUUCCACUCCGGGAUGAUGUCCCCUUAGAAGACCCCUGUGCGAGGUUUGUGAGUCCCGGUGGUGAUGCUGACUUGAAACCUGGCACUGGCAGAGCUAUACCAAACCUGGUGGAUUUCAGUGAUGUGAAACCUCAGCACCGAGUUCCUAGACCCGACACAGGAUUUCAGUCAACAAUCAAAAGGCAAACGAUACUGGCACAAGAACUGCAACAGGACAGGAGAUGGAAUUCCAGGAAAGUACCAGACAUUUCCAUCAGAGCAAGACUUGGAGGUUGGACAAGCCCCGUGAAAGUUACUCCUUCGAAAUCCCACCAUGGGUGGAGCCCAAUAAGCCACACAGGUGCAUUCCAGGAGGAGGACACAUGUACGGGUGACGGUGAGCCACAUGUAGAGCCGAAUAAAGAAUAUGAUGCGAAGGACUCCUUUUACAAGUCCUGUACACAAAAGGCAUAUGAGGCUGUUCCUUGGGAUAAGAUGCUGCCACCAAAACUUUGUCCAGAAGAAACAACCGUAGAAAAGGCUGCUGACCUCGUCUCGCAGAGCUGCACCCUGAAGAGAUAUGAAAGUGCCCCAGCCAUCACCCAGAUGGUCGGUGGACUCUGGGACAGGUUUCAGACGAGGCCACUCUUGGUGCCCAGCAAGCCCAUCUCUUUCGUGAGUUCGAGUUCAAGGAGUAAAUACAUCCCUCUCUACACAGGCCACGUGCCGGCCCCAGACGCAGAUGCCCUGGACGACCCUUGCGCAGACGCCACGUCCUUGGCCCGGCCGAGGCUCUCAAAGCCGCUGUGCACGAACACUAGCCGCACUGCAAAUAUCCCAGGAUAUACCGGCAAGGUUCAUUUCACGGCCAUGCACCCAGCAAAUUCUCAUAUCCCAUCAACCACGCCUUCACCGGACUCCAAGCUACACAGCACCUUACGAAAAGCAAUGGGAGUUGACCUCUUCCGUCGCCAGGGGCCACUGUCCAGGAUGGUCACAACUGUGAAGCCCUGCAACCCCUUCAACAGGCAGGAGAGAGAAACUGCAUUCUUCUGAAAAAGGCCACAGCCUGGUGUGUGCGCUGUGGUGGGGAAUAAAGGAUGCGGAAUAUCCUGCUCACCUGUAUGUGUCCUGGAGUCCAGAGGCAGUGUGCCCGGGCCUGCCUUGGGCUGUCCUCCCGGUGGUGGCCUCUCAGCCUGGCCUACAAUGCAGGCCAGCUGUGAGGGUAGCGCAAUACAGGGGCUCCUGGCCUCAUCCCUCAGGGCCGGCAUGGGAGGGCACGGUCACAGAUCUGAGGAUAGAGACCUUGUCACUGUGAAAGCAGAGCCACGCGCUUCUUUGGAGACUUUCCGUUGCACAGGGGACGCUGCCACGUCGGGAAACAUCCGGGGGCAGGGAGCAAGGCCUCUCAGACCCUGAGCCGGAGUCACCAAGUGAGAGUCGAGUCCUGGCUCUGAGAGGUCAGAGGUCCACCUGCGGCCACCCCAGGGGCAGAAGACAUCUGCGCUGCAAAAAAUAAAUCCAAAGAAAGGUGCAUGCAGGUAACCCUAGUCAAUUAGUGUUACAGAGUAGCAGAAAUGUUAUGAAGGACAAUAACAUGAAAAAUGUGAUCCUUGUGCUAGAGCAAAAUAGAAAAUCUGGAAAUGAACAGGUGAAGUCAUUGAAAACCCAUGAAUACUGGAUAAAUCUUUUUCCAACAGAAGAUAUUGAGAAAAUGAUUUGAAACUAAUAAAAGUACGGCCCUCCACUAAACAAACUGCUCCUGGAACACAGGUUUAAAUGGGUCAUUUCAGGACAGAUUACCCAGAAAUCCGGGAAAUUGGUUUAUAAGGUGGUGUGUGUGGGGGG